This is a messenger RNA of Verticillium dahliae VdLs.17, 1017 nucleotides long. RefSeq lists its product as uncharacterized. The record is from RefSeq and is a predicted model, not a curated record. The transcript is spliced from 2 exons. Lineage: Eukaryota; Fungi; Ascomycota; Sordariomycetes; Glomerellales; Plectosphaerellaceae. The coding region runs from base 1 to 1017 and encodes 338 amino acids.
AUGGAGGUCCCAACGUGGCUGCAAUGGUACAAGAAGCCAGAGUACCGAGACAUCAAGCAGUACUCGACCGACGUGCGUAAUGGACGCCGCAGCAUAUCAUCUGAUGGCAAGGGCAAGUCCAGUAUCCCGCCUCACCUGAGUCUGGACAGGGUGCUCGCGAACAAGACUUCCAGCGAGACGACGACACAGAUCCUCGAGGUCGCUCUGCCCAAGACGGCCUGCACGCCGCUGACCAAGCCCAAGCGCACAGCCCGCGACCACCUCCGCGCCCUGACGUCGGCCUGCACCAACGCCUGCGCCCUGCCAACAGACGCGCUCCCGACGCUGCCAGGAACCCAUCCCUUCGACGCAGCGCCGGAGCUCUCCUCCAUCAUCCAGACAUACCUCCUGCCGUCGUCGCCCAAGGAGCUCAACAUCCCGCCCGCGCUCCGCGACACAGCCCUCGAGGCGCUCAAGACGUCCCCCGCGCCGGUACACCUGGCGCCGAUCGCCGGGCACGUCUACGACCUGCUGCGCACGUGCUCGCACCCCAACUUCCUCCGCCUCGGCGUCGCCAACGGCACCCUCGAGACCGUCUGCGUCGCGACCUCGCUCGGCAUCGCCCUCACCCUGGCCGGCCUCCUCUUCACCCUGCUCCGCGCCUUUGUGCCCUUCCCAGGCGCCCACACGCGCCUCGUCCUCCUCGCCUCCUGGUUCUUCUGGUUCCUCGGCCUGAGCUUCAUCCUCUCGGGCCUGCGCGGCAGCUGCUUCUUCCUGCUGCUCUUCUCGCGCCGCCAGCCCCUGCCGUGGGAGCGUUUCGACGACAGCGCGUCCCUGUCCUCGGUGCGGUCCGGCGUCGCCCGCGUGCUGGGCCGCCUCAUGAUCUUUGACCGCAAGCUCCGCGUCGGCGACGUCAACCUGCGCAGGCUGCAGCGGAAGAUUGUCCUGCAGAGCUUGGCGGGCGGUGCUAUUGGCGGCACCAUCGGCGUCAUGGUGUUUGCGUUCCUGCCGGUCUGGAAGGAGACUGUCAAGCUGUAA